Messenger RNA from Carassius carassius (crucian carp), 1856 nucleotides. RefSeq names its product protein SLC31A2-like. The transcript has 4 exons. Gene Ontology annotation, molecular function: copper ion transmembrane transporter activity. NCBI's taxonomy places the organism in Eukaryota, Metazoa, Chordata, Actinopteri, Cypriniformes, Cyprinidae. Bases 749 to 1309 code for a protein of 186 amino acids. Gene Ontology annotation, cellular component: membrane. The record is from RefSeq and is a predicted model, not a curated record. Gene Ontology annotation, biological process: copper ion transmembrane transport.
GUUGCCUGGCAACAUUGCUUAAAAAGUUGCCCUGUGUAUCAUCAACCUAAGGCUGUCAUUCUGUCACAUCACAUCAUGGACAAGUAGCAGGUUUUGCAAAACUGUUCUUUUGAUCUAUAUUUACACUGAAGUUGACAAGGCAACAGCAUUUCACAGAGCAAAUAAAAGAUGUAUUCAGGUGAGAGCUUACACAGCUGCACACUGGGAAGUUCUUGAUAAGGACACACAUGUAUCAAAAGCCACUUGUCUCCAUUUGGCUAAUGCAAAAUUAUCUCCAGAACAGGACCCUGGAAUUCUCCAGUGCUUGGAAUGGAUUGGAUGGAAUUCUCAAAUUUUGCUUCUGAAGACAGGACGGCAGAUUUACUCAUGAUUAUAGCGAGUGAUGGAAUGUUGUUGAUCUGGAGCAUAACAGGGACCUCCUUGUCUUCUGCUCUUGGUUCUGUACUUCCUGAAGCACACUUGUUAGUACAAGUUUAAUGUGUCAGUCUUCAAGGUGCUGUUUCCUGUAAUGUGACUGUCACAUGUAAAUGGUUAGGCUUCCUCUACCACUCUUUUCUAAUGUUAACACUGCAGAAGUACUGAGAAAAGCCAGGACCACAAAAUCUGCUUAGAUCUAGCUUUGAUAUAUUGUGUCUUCCGACAGUUGCUAGGGUAAUUUAAGCAAGUCAAGCAUAAAGUAAAGGUUGAUGGCAUUGAACUAUUGCGAUGUGGAUAAUAGUAGUUAAUCAGAGGUCCAGGAUUGAACUUCAUGGACUGGCAGGAUUGCAUUGCCUGUUUUGACAAGAUGCACUUUGAGGGAUCCAGCAAUGUCACGCUGUUGUUUGACUUCUGGGAUGUGCGUGGGCCUGCAGGGAUGGUGUUGUCGGUCUUUGUCGUUCUACUGCUCACCGUGAUCUACGAGCUUCUGAAAGUGUGGAAGGUCACUAUCGGACAACAGAAGCGAUCCUCCAUGACGCAUUCAUCCGCUCCGGUGUCUUUCUCACCUGGAGCAUCCUGUUUCGCCCCUGUCAUGAAGUGUCAAGGGGGAAGCUCUUCUCUGAACAACAGCCCCUCUGAGAUCUCAUUAGCUCCCACUGAGAAUACGGCCACCACUGCUGUUAUGAAGAGCUCUGCCCUCCAUCAAAUGUCUCUUUCCUUCUUCAGCUGGCUUCUGCACUGCCUCCAGACCGCCAUACACAUCCUGCAGGUGACGCUGGGCUACAUGCUCAUGCUCUGUGUCAUGUCCUACAACGUGUGGAUCUUCCUGGGGGUCAUCAUUGGAUCCGUCUUGGGAUACUUUCUGGCUUUUCCUCUACUGAAUCACAUUUGAGAAGAAACGAGAGAACAAAAACAUGUGGUCGGCAUCUCGAAAUGUUCAUCUGAGUUGACUGCGGACUCUAGAUCAAGAUGCAAGGUUUGUGUGGCCACAACCAAUAAGACGUGCAAGAGAUGUUGCGAUAUGAAGACUGAACAGGGAUGAUUCUCAUUUUGAACUGUUUUUAAGGUUGUAUUUUGCAUGAAAUCUUAUUUAACUGAAAUUUGCCAGUAAACAAUUGUAAAAAAGGUUAAAAACCAACUUUCAAAAGUGUUUCGAGAUUAGAUUUUAAAGCUCAUUGGAAACAUAAUAUGUUUGAGGUUGUAUGAUGUUGUGUCCUCUUGUUCAAACAGUCAGCACUGUACUAAAUGGAGAUGUGCCUCAUUGAGCGGUUUUAUACUUUCUACAACUACUGACGUAAUUAAUAAGCUAAUUUUCUGUUACACAGAUGAAUGUUUGUCUUCUCUGAGAUUUGCUUUACUGUAGCUGGUGGUUUUCUGUUAUUUCGGGAAAUCACUAGUUUUAAACCUCAUAAACUUCCUACUUGAGUCAAGAUCAGGCA